AUAAACCGACUAUCAGGAUGACCGAUGUCGUGAGCUUCAAAAAGCCUUCAAAGAAAGGAAGGCCAGCGGCUUUAAGGCAGAAAAGUCCGCCGAAGGAUAAUUCAAGAGAAAGCCACGAGAAAUCAUCAGUAGCCACAGUAAAAGACCGGAGAUCAGCCGUUAAAGGCGUUGGCAAGAAACGCCAGAGAGAGACCAGCAAGGGUGAAGAUAGCGACAACGAUCAAAGUGGCGGUGGCGUCGUCGACGUCGCCUGGUCCGCUACGAACUCAAAUGAUAACACGAUGAAUAGGAAUACAGCCGUUGUAGACCUAGACGCAGAAACGAUAGACGGUCCAAACUUGAAGAAAUACAAAGAGGGCGAUGAGGUCGAUGCACAGGAUCUCGAAGACGACGGAAUGUACAAAGGUCUGAACUCUUACACAAGCCACUUAAAGAAGAAACCAGAUAGCAGUAUGUCUGAUAAAUUCAAAGCUGGCCCUGUACGCGCACCCACGAACAUACGUCAGAUUACGAUCACUGAUUUCCAGCCUGACGUCUGUAAAGACUACAAAGAGACUGGUUGGUGUGGCUACGGUGAUACCUGUAAGUUCCUUCACGACCGUUCGGAUUAUAUGGCUGGCUGGCAACUCGACCAAGCCUGGAAUAAAAUGCAAGCUCAGAAGUCAGGGGCCGCUGCAUUCGAAGACGAUAGCGAUGAUAGUGAGGAUGAAGAUUUGCCAUUCGCAUGUCUCAUAACCCGUGAACCAUUCGUUGAUCCUGUCGUAACGAAAUGUGGACAUUACUUUGAGAAGAAGGCUGCUUUAAAAAGAUAUCAGAAGACACCUAAAUGUUAUGCCUGUGGUACACCAACAGGUGGCAUAUUUAACAAACCGAAACAUUUGAUAAAGAAGUUACAAGAGAGGGCAGCAAAAGAGGAAGCUGAAGCUCAAGAAGCUGACAGUGAUGAUAAUGGCAUAGAGGGUCUCGAAGAGAGGAACGAGACUUCUGAAGAAUAAAAUUUUAUCCAGUUAAAGUGUAAUAAUAUGGCAUGUACAAGUUUUUUU
This is a messenger RNA of Wallemia mellicola CBS 633.66, 1043 nucleotides long. RefSeq lists its product as hypothetical. Gene Ontology annotation, biological process: snoRNA splicing. The transcript is spliced from 3 exons. Gene Ontology annotation, molecular function: metal ion binding. Lineage: Eukaryota; Fungi; Basidiomycota; Wallemiomycetes; Wallemiales; Wallemiaceae. Gene Ontology annotation, cellular component: U2-type spliceosomal complex. Bases 18 to 995 code for a protein of 325 amino acids. The record is from RefSeq and is a predicted model, not a curated record.